GUCUCAUCCACCGCGCGCUAGCAGGAUUGUUUUCAGAAUAAGUCAGCUGGGGAUGUGACGGAAGCCUGCGCUGAUUAUUGCAACCUAGUAAACCAGCUCUUGGACUGACAACAGUGAACAGGAGAAUCGAACUUACCUAUUCUUGUCACAAUGUCUGGUAGUAAUGGGAGACAAGUGGCCAUGGACGAGUCAAGGGCUGUAGGUGAGGCACGAGAAUCGUGGUGCGCUGUGGAGAGACAGAAAGAGGAGAGCUGGUGCAGAAAGACACGGCGUCAUAACAAAGACCAGUACAACAGCACCGUGUUUAACAAACAUGCCCCCAUCACUGAACCACGCUGCACAUUUGAAGUCAACGAACCGACCCACAAAGAAAGGCGUCAUUUCCCAGCCAAAUACUCUUGCCAACUGAAGAUUUAACUGAAAGUAACAUUUGUCUUUUGCUGAAUAGAUGAAUUAAUCAUGUGUGCAUAAAAUGGGAAUGAUGCAGUACAAAUAAUUAAAGAUGUUUAUGGGUAUGAAGACAGUAUUAUUAAUGUUUGCAAUUUUUUUGCAAUUUUACACACCCAUCAGUAUUAAUAUUUGUUUAGGAUAUUUAAACUUUAUACACAAGUGUUACAAUGUUUUACCUAACACGUGCUCAGUAUAUGGAUUUUAAGGACAUGUCCUUUUUCAUCAUUAAAUAUCAAUAUUGUUAAUGUUUGCCUCUCCAGUAUUAUAUAAGUAUUUAUUUUUGUUUUUGGUAUGAACACGUACAUGGAUCACCCCAUAGUAUUCCUAAUGGUUGUGCUCUGAUCACCUGCAUGUGUUCAUAAUGAAUGAGAUUAAAGCACACACACACACACUACA
Messenger RNA from Liolophura sinensis, 846 nucleotides. Its product is annotated as protein SPATA45 homolog. The record is from RefSeq and is a predicted model, not a curated record. NCBI's taxonomy places the organism in Eukaryota, Metazoa, Mollusca, Polyplacophora, Chitonida, Chitonidae. The transcript is spliced from 3 exons. Bases 151 to 417 code for a protein of 88 amino acids.